Molecule: messenger RNA, 1024 nt
Organism: Cuscuta epithymum
Lineage: Eukaryota; Viridiplantae; Streptophyta; Magnoliopsida; Solanales; Convolvulaceae
Source: the annotation of a GenBank genome assembly
AUCACAUUGUUUCACUGCCUCAACUAAACAAGCGGCAACAGCAGCUAUGGCUUCCCUGCGGUUCCCACUCUUGUUUUCUCAGCCACCGAGUCAACCCUCCCGCUCCUUCUACCAAACCGCCGCCGCAUAUUCCGCUGCCGCUGCUCUCGGCGGUACGGUUGCAAUCUUGCAGAUCACUCACAACAACCCACUGAAUUUCUCACGCAACAAAAUGCCCUCCUGCCGGGUCUGGGGCUCCCUUUCCCUCUCUGGUAGCUCGGACCCUGUCACGGAAUCGAGGACCGGUAUGUCAUUCCCUUCCGUUCUGAAAGACUCUCAGCGACUUCUCGGAAUUGGGUUGAGGAAGAAGGCCUUUCUGGGGUUGAAGAACAUCGAUGUAUAUGCUUUUGGGGUGUAUGCCAAUGAUGAUGAUGUACAGAACAUCCUCAAAGAGAAAUAUGAUACACUUUCUGGUUCUGAGUUUAAGGAAAAGGAGUUGAAGGAUGAGCUCAUGGACAAGGACAUACGCACUACUGUUAGACUGCAGAUAGUAUAUGGAAGACUAAACAUCCGGUCUGUGCGCAGUGCAUUUGAGGAGUCUGUUGGAAGCAGGCUACAAAAGUUUGGUGGCUCUGAUAACAAAGAAUUGCUUCAAAGGUUCACUUCCCAGUUCAGAGAUGAAAUAAAGAUACCUCGUGGAGCUGUCAUAGAACUCUCAAGGGAGCCAGGCUAUGUACUUCAGACCACAAUUGACGGCAAGGAAGUGGGAAGCAUACAGAGUAAAGCACUGUGUCAAUCAAUUUUGGACCUAUACAUCGGGGAUGAAGCAUUCGAUAAAAAGGCCAGAGAAGAUGUUGAACUGAACCUGGUUUCACUUCUUCAAAAGUAGUCCUGUAUCAUCCAGGCAUGCGAGAUUUAGUGAGGGGGAAUUUGUUGAAGUAAUCCAUGCAUCUUUUUUUGUUUCUUUUUCUGUUUUGUGUUCUUUUCUGCCAAACAUUUGUUGUAUCUACUAAAUUUAAGCUAAAUGAAAAAAGGGUAAAUGAAU